Messenger RNA from Melanotaenia boesemani (Boeseman's rainbowfish), 1946 nucleotides. RefSeq lists its product as uncharacterized. NCBI's taxonomy places the organism in Eukaryota, Metazoa, Chordata, Actinopteri, Atheriniformes, Melanotaeniidae. The transcript is spliced from 5 exons. Gene Ontology annotation, biological process: response to bacterium. The record is from RefSeq and is a predicted model, not a curated record. The coding region runs from base 366 to 1004 and encodes 212 amino acids.
UGAUUAAUUAAAUGUGAGACGUGGAGCAACUUUGAAGUUUUCCUGAACAGCUUGAAAGUAGAUUUUCACAGUGUGGGAACAUUUUAUCUUAGAGGGCAGAAGGUUUUUGUGAUGUUUAUAAAAGUGGCUUUAUCUACGAAAUGAUAAGGUUACCAGCUUAUUUUCACAUACUGUAUUAUAAUCCAUGAAUUGUCAGUAUUUCAUUUUAGACAGAACAAAUGUGACUUAACUUUAUCUACAGGUGUGACAUGUAACUUAGUCUUAAGCUUAACAAAACGACAACUAACCACUUCCUUUUCUCUGCGCCGCCUCCACUUGUACUAAUGAAGCAGGUAGUGUAGCUCCAGUUUGACUCUUGCUGCCUGAUGGACAUGAUCAGUCUAAAUCCAGCAGUGUUCAUCUUCAUUCAGCUGAUAUGGCCGGCCUUUGCAGCUUCAGGGAUUAUAACAUCUGACUACUGGAAUGUAUCGGUGUCAGAGGGAGAUUCAGUCGUGUUCAACUGCAACAUAUCUGAGAAAAAUACAACACAAAUCAACUGGACCAAGAGCAGAUUUAUGUUUUCAUUGGCAAUACAGCUUCAGCAAAACUUUUCAAACUUCUCUGACAGAGUUACAAUAGACCUCGUCAACAAGUCAAACCUAAAAAUUGUUAGUGCUCAACUUAAUGAUUCAGGACUUUAUACAUGUGAGAUAACUGACUACCGCGGCGUCAACAGUAUUACAUGGAAUUUAACAGUUUCUGAGAAAGAAACAAGUUUACUUAGUAAAGUCGUAUUCAUCCCUUCACUUGCUGCUGGAUUCCUUCUAUGUUACAUCACAGCAAUUAUCUGUCUCUGCAGAAAAUAUGGGACCAGAACAGAAAAUCAGAAUCCAUUCCAGGACCAGUUUCAGUCUCAGACAGAAGAGGCGGUCAACAUGCAAUUACAAGGUGGUACGAAUCAUCAGAGAAACAAGCGGAGGAGAGAGUAUAUGGAGAGACUGAAUUCAAUCUAUGAUCAUUUCUAAACUGACACACCAUAGAGAAACAUCAACACGGAUCCAUUUUGCAAAGGAAGGCUGUGAAACAUGGGAAAUAACCCCUCUGUCUUCCUGUGAAAGGAAUUUUUACCUUGCUGAUAGUAUAUUAAUGUUUCAGCAUAUUUAAUGAGCACAUUUUAUUGGACAUUUUUCCGGUUGUUCUACUUUAUGUUCUCACUAUUGCAAUUCAAUAAUUAUGUCUGGAUAUCAUAAAUCAUCCCAAAUUGACUCUGUAUAGUUUACCUGAGUGGCAAACUAAAAUCUAAAGUUUUGUUUUAAGUUAGUCCAGUCCAGUCCAGAGGCCAUGUGCAGAUGUUAGUUACUUUUAAUUUGACCUGCUGCUCUACAGGAGGAUUUACCAAUAUUUCUAGUCUAUAACAAGAUGGCACACAUAACUGUGUGAGAUUAAAAGAAUAACUUUUCUCCAAGUUUCAGUAUUUCAGACAGUCUUUAACAUUUUUUGCCAUCAGAGUCACUUUCAGGAUUUUUGCAGGGAGGAAGGACUUUGAAUGUAAGGUUACAGGUUUGGUUCUAAUAAUGUUGAAUCGUUUGUUAUUGAUACAUGCAGAUGAUUCCUUUGAGAACUCAUCACUGUUAGAGCCACAAAACCUGAAUUUAUAAACAGGCUUGUGGAAAAAAAAAAAUUAAUAAAACAACAAGAAAUAGUUUUUUGGGGCAGCAUGUUGCACUACAACAGCUUCAACCUGCUUUUCUGUUGACUCAACAUGACUGAGGAAUAUCCGUCUUAUUUUUAUUUUAUUUAUUUAGUUUUUCUAAUUUGAAGAUUUGAUGAGCACAAAUAUUCAGCUGGAAGUCCUGGUAACUGUAAAGGUCAUUGCAACCGAUAUUGUUUUCAUGGAUCUACACAGCAAAACAUGCAGUGAUGUUUCACUGUAUGAGAGGUUCCCCUCCAGAAUCUGUACCCAUUUU